Messenger RNA from Sorghum bicolor (sorghum), 888 nucleotides. RefSeq lists its product as uncharacterized. The transcript is spliced from 5 exons. The record is from RefSeq and is a predicted model, not a curated record. NCBI's taxonomy places the organism in Eukaryota, Viridiplantae, Streptophyta, Magnoliopsida, Poales, Poaceae. Bases 191 to 610 code for a protein of 139 amino acids.
AACUUGUGCCACGUACACUAACUGUGAUAAUUAAAAAGGGAGAGCGGAGUAAAAACCAAAACCUGGAAACACUUCAGCCUGUGAAACAUUCUAGGGCUCAAGCAGGAAAUGAAGGGGCCCAGGCCCAUCCGGCAGCGUCUUGGGCUCUCGGCGAGACGGCGAGUCGGCGACGGCCGAGGCACCGCAGCAGAUGCGCGAGAGACCGCGGAGGCGACUCCCUAGUCCCUACGGAGGCUCAACGAGUCAACGGGGCAUGAAUGGCGAGGCUCCGGGACCGGCUGCUCGGAAGUCGGCGGAGGAGGCGAACCCCGCAAGUCAGGCCGGUAAGGGUAAUCACGGGCCAACAACAACUAACUCAACGGCACAAAUAAAGGGUCAUUUCGGAUCCAGGAACCACAAACCAAAUGAAAAUCUGGAGAUGGAAAUCUUUGAAAAGGUGGAAGUUAAAUGUAUGACAAAGUUACCACACGCAAUUGUUGAAAAUGAAACACCAAGUCCUGCAAGGACCGGCCAAUCACAUGAUCCUCUGGAAAUAUGCUUAGAUCCAAGAAACAUAUCUUCAAAUAGUGAGAUCCAAGAGAACCGCGCACCCUCUCCCACUCCAUUUUAGAGAUUGGUUUGGUUGCUAAUAGGCUAGCAAUAUUAACUAUAGCUAGUGGUAAGCCAUGACAUUUCUUUAGUAUAUCAUCAGUAACUUCUUUCAAUUCAAGAGAGAGGUCGUCUUCAUUGUCAAAUAUCCUUUUCAAUAACAAGCUUUUUGAGUCAUUACUAUCAAGGGGCAUCAUAGGGUAAACAUAUUCAUUUUGUGGAAAGCUGCAAUAUUUAGCAACAUCUUCAAUUCGUGUAGUCGUCAUUAUUUUACUUGAAUUAUUGUUGUGUGGGAAAGCA